AUAGGAAGAUCAGGGUAAAGCCUCAUUGAGAAGGUAACUUUUGGGGCGCCAGGGUGGCUCAGUGGUUGAGCGUCUGCCCUUCUUAGCUCAGGUUGUGGUCUUGGUAGUUACAGAAUCAAAUCCUGCAUCAGGCUCCCUGCAGGGAGCCUGUUUCUCCCUCUGCCUGGGUCUCUGCCUCUCUGUGUGUCUCCCAUGAAUAAAUGAAAUCUUAAAAAGAGAACGUAACAUUUAAGCAAAGACUUGAAGGGAAGUUAGUCAAGAGAGUAUCAGCUGAAGAACCCUAAAGGAGAGGAUUCAAGAUUAGAAUGUGCUUACCAGAUUUGAGGGACAGCAGAGACCAGUGUGGCUGGAGAGUAGUGAGCAAGGGGGAGAAUAUUAGGUAAAAGGGUAGACAGGUAAUAGGUAGUUUGAAUUCAGAUUCUGUUGGGAUUUGGCUUUUAUUCUGGAGUAAGAAUGGGUGCCGUUGUACAAUUUUCAGAAGAGUAAUGUGACCUCACUUGUGAUUUAGAAGAAUCAGUUGGGCUACUGUGUUGAUAAAUGACUACAUGGAGGGCAGAAAGAGACUAAGAGGUGGUUGCAUUAAUCUAGGCAAGAGAUAAGGGUGGUUCAUACUAGGGUGGAAGCAAUGACAGUAGUGAGAAGUGGUUAAAUUCAGGGUACAUUUUGAAAGUAGAGUCCACAGGAUUUGCUGACAUUUUGGUGUGGAGAGUAUGAGAAAGAGGGAGCUCAAGAGUGACUACAAGGUUAUUUGUAUGAGCAAUUGGAAGGGAAUGGAGUUGCCCUCAAUGAGAUGAGGCUCAAGAUUGCAUGCAAAUAGAACUGCUUUGAGGGAUGGAGGCAGAUGACAAGAUCGGUUUUGGACAUGUUAAAUGUAGGAUGCCAGACGGGCAUUUGGAUUGCAGCUAUAAACUUGGAAGUCAUUAACAUGUAGAGGAUAGUAAACAUCCUCAUGAAAGUAGACAUAAAUGGUCUGGUAAUUGGGCAUCAACAAGACAGGAAGGUAGCUGAAUACUAACUUUACCUAUCUAACAACUUUGCCUGGUGCCGACACUACUGAUAAUAACCCAGUUCUUCUGACCCAAUUAGGGACCAAAAUCAACUCUUAGAGUUUUGGGGCUAACUAAUAUAUUUGUUAUGAAAUAGUAGGCAUUCAACAAGUGUUUCUUUUCCUUUCAUAUAUUUCAUCAUUUAAAGGACAAGGCAGCUUGGCGCACGUGGGUGUCACAGUUGGUUGAGUGUCUGACUCUUGGUUUCAACUCAGGUCAUGAUCUCAGGGUUGUGAAAUCGAGCCCCGAGACAGGAUCUGUGCAGAACAUGGAGUCUGCUUGAGAUUUCCUCUCCCUCUGCCCCUCCUGCUCAUGGUCUCUCUUUCUCAAAUAAAUACGGUUUUGAAAGAAAUAAAUGAUAAGGCAGCAUAAAUGUAAUGAAUCUGCAUUCAGCCUCUUCACUCUUCAGGAGUCUUGGUUUGGGGAAAAUAUAAACCAAUUACAUUCACUAGUUUUAUUAGAAAACGUUAACUAAGAGGGCUACUAAAGCAUAACACAAAAUAUAGGGUGAUAUUAGGCUGAAUAUGUUAGUUGAAAAGUCAAACAAUAAAAACAGAAAAAUAGCCGGUAUUCUCUUGGGCACUGGAAACAACAGCACCAGUGGUUCCUAUACUUUGGGGGCACAUUGGAAUAACCCGGGCGUGUCUUAAAAAUACUGAUAUCUGGUUCUACCUCCAGACUUUCUGAUUUUUUAAUCUCAUAUGUAGAGUCAAACAACAACAACAACAAAAACAACCUGAUGUCAUAGAUGCAGAGAACAGAUUGGUGGUUGCUAGAGGUGAGUGGUGGAUAGGUGAAAUGAGUAAAGGUGGUCAAAAGGUAACAAACUUCCAGCUAUAAAAUAAAUCAAGGGGAUAUAAAGUAUAGAAUGGUGACUAUAGUUAAUAUAUAUAUCAUAUCAUAUAUUUGAAAGUUGGUAAGAGAUUAGAACUUAAAAGUUUUCAGCAAAAGAAAUUAUGUAACUAUGUGUGGUGAUGGAUGUCAACUUUAAAAAAAAAAAGGAAAAGAAGAGGUCCUUAAGGCAGCAUAGAAUAAAUAGAUUAAUCUCUAAAUCAUGCAAAUAAGAAAUCACUGGCAUAAUUUGUUGAGCGUCAUGGCAGUGUUCACCUGAUCAUUUCUUUAUAGUGUAAGUGAACUCAAAUUGGAAAAAGCUGUGAUGUUAUGGCAGCUGUAUUAGCUUGGAGUGAGAAGACUUGGAUUCACACCAGUUCUUUUGCUCAUUAGCAAAUUUAAGAUGGCCAAUUCAUUUAACCUUGCUGAAACUCCGGUUUGCGUCUUCCUGGCAUGAGAAUAAUCGAAUCUGUCUUGCAUGGUUACUAUAAAUACUUUAAAAAGCUAAUAUAUGUGAAAGUAAAUAAUAAAGUAUUAUUUAAAGACUUUAAAGAAUUAUUAUUUGAAAGGAUUUUUCUUAACCUUAGAAAUGACAUGAUAUUGUAAAAUGUAAUAAUCUCAUAGAAGUGAAUAGAUUAUUAUAUUUUGUGUAUUUUUUCAGUGCUUUAAGAAAUGGAGCUCUGUAUACAGUAGGUAAUGAAUGCUAUUGAACUUACCAUGUUUAGUACGCGAAGUGUUUUUUUGUAUUUAUUUCCUAUACAGUGUGUUAAUAUGUGAAAAACAUGAACUUUGGACUCAGGCCUGGAUUUCAACAUGGAUCUUGUCACUUAUUAGCAAAUUUGUGUCAGUAGACAUGUUCUUAGUGUUAGAUUUCUUUUCUCUUUAUAUUAGGGAUAAUAAAAUUUAUCUUUCACAGCAGGGCUACUGUGUGAGGUUCCAGUGUAAAGUGCCAAGCAUAGUACCUGGCACAAAACUUAUGGGAAAUGUUAAUUCCUUUUUUCUCUCUGAAAGUACAAUAAUCUAGGAAGAGUAAUUUAAAAGUCUAAGUAAUGAUAAGUUCUCAAUGGCUAAAAAUUCUUAAAUGUUUUACUUGUUUGACUGGUUCUUUAUCACUUUAACUUUGAAGUAUCCACCUCCUCACCAUGAAUACUUUAAAAAGCAGUGUUUAUUUUGUUUUUUCAGAUAAUAAAAAAAAGCUUUAAGUUUACACCAUGGAUAGCACCAAGGAGAAGAAUGGCAAUUACAAAGAUGAUCUUCUGCUUAGGAUGGGACUUAAUGAUAAUAAAGCCGGAAUGGAAGGAUUAGAUAAAGACAAGAUUAACAAAAUUAUAAUGGAAGCCACGAAAGGGUCCAGAUUUUAUGGAAAUGAGCUCAAGAAAGAAAAGCAAGUCAACCAACGAAUUGAAAAUAUGAUGCAACAAAAAGCUCAAAUUACCAGCCAACAGCUAAGGAAAGCACAAUUACAGGUUGACAGAUAUGCAAUGGAAUUAGAACAGAGCCGGGAUCUGAACAAUACUAUAGUGCACAUUGACAUGGAUGCUUUCUAUGCGGCUGUAGAAAUGAGGGACAAUCCAGAAUUGAAGGAUAAACCCAUUGCUGUAGGAUCAAUGAGUAUGUUGUCUACCUCAAAUUACUACGCAAGAAGGUUUGGUGUUCGUGCAGCCAUGCCAGGAUUUAUUGCUAAAAGACUCUGCCCACAACUUAUUAUAGUGCCCCCAAACUUUGACAAAUAUCGAGCUGUGAGUACAGAGGUUAAGGAAAUACUUGCUGAUUAUGAUCCCAAUUUUCUGGCCAUGAGUCUUGAUGAAGCCUACUUGAAUAUAACAAAGCACUUACAGGAAAGACAAAAUUGGCCUGAGGACAAAAGGAAGUAUUUCAUCAAAACAGGGAACCCUCUAGAAAAUGGCAUUGCCCCAAAUACAAUGUUAGCAAAAGUAUGCAGUGAUAAGAAUAAACCAAAUGGACAAUACCAAGUUCUCCCCAACAGACAAGCUGUGAUGGACUUCAUCAAGGACUUACCCAUUAGAAAGGUUUCUGGAAUAGGAAAAGUUACAGAGAAAAUGUUAAAGGCACUUGGAAUUAUUACUUGUACAGAACUCUACCAACAGAGGGCAUUACUUUCUCUUCUUUUCUCUGAAACAUCUUGGCAUCAUUUUCUUCAUAUUUCCCUGGGUCUAGGUUCAACACACCUGGCAAGGGAUGGAGAAAGGAAAAGCAUGAGCGUUGAGAGGACAUUCAGUGAGAUAAGUAAAGCAGAAGAACAGUAUAACUUGUGCCAGGAACUUUGCAGUGAACUUGCUCAAGAUCUGCAGAAGGAAGGACUAAAGGGUAGAACUGUUACCAUUAAACUGAAGAAUGUAAAUUUUGAGGUAAAAACUCGUGCAUCUACAGUUUCAUCUGUUGUUUCUACUACAGAAGAAAUAUUUGCUAUUGCUAAAGAGUUGCUAAGAACAGAAAUUGAUGCUGAUUUUCCACAUCCCUUGAGAUUAAGACUUAUGGGUGUACGAUUAUCUAGUUUUCCCAAUGAAGAAGACAAGAGACACCAACAAAGGAGCAUCAUUGGCUUCUUACAGGCUGGAAACCAAUCUCAGUCAGCCCCUGGGUGUAUACUAGAGAAAACUGACAAAGAUCAGUUUCUAAAAUCUUUAGAAAUGUCUCAUAAGAAGAGUUUCUUUGAUAAAAAGCGAUCAGAAAGGAAAUGGAGCCACCAAGACACAUUUAAAUGUGAAGCUGUGGAUAAGCAAAGUUUACAGACAUCACAUUCAUUUCAAGUUUUAAAGAAGAAGAUGAACGAGAAUCUCGAAACAUCGAAGAAUUCAAAUAACUCUCAGAUAUUUACUUGUCCCAUUUGCUUUAGAGAGCAAAGAAGCAUCAGUCUAGAAGCCUUUAAUAAACAUGUAGAUGCAUGUCUUGAUGGACCCUCAAUCAGUGGAACCUCUAACGUGUUCUCACAUUCACAUGCUUCCUCUACAGAAGUUAACAAGAAAGAAAAUGUAUAUCCUUCUUUCUCACAGAGUGAGAAACAGGAUUAUGAAACCCAUCAGAGGAAUUCAGAAAUCAAUUUUAUAGAGCUACCAGAGACUGAAGAUAACCCAGCUAAAGCAGAAAGUGUAGAUGCUUUAAGUGAUAAGCACAGCAAAGAGGAAUGUGCUAGUCUUCCAAGUAAACCAUUUAAUAUUGAGAAAUGUUGUGAGAAUUCUUCCUCUACUGUUUCAUUGGAAGAUAUUGCGUCAUUAAGUCAGCAAGAAUCCUCCCAGCCUUAUUUACAAGCUCUAGUUUGUCCUGUUUGUAACCUAGAACAAAAGACUUCAGAUCUUACCCUGUUCAAUGUGCAUGUGGAUGUGUGCUUAAAUAAGGGCAUUAUCCAGGAACUGAGAAAGGAUAAAGUUAACCUAGCUAACCAACCCAGAGAAAACACCAAAAGUACUGAUAACUCAGGCAGAGUGCAGAAGACUGCAACAAAACCAAAAAGGCCGGGAUUGAUGACAAAGUACUCAGCAUCAAAGAAAACAAAACCAAACAAUUCCAGACACACUCUUGAUGUAUUUUUUAAAUGAACAUUGAACAUUUUCUCACUGAACGUUUUAUUGAUAGAAACUUGUUAUUUUAUAAUCAAUGAAUCUCUUCUUCUUCAUUAAGUUUAUGGAUUCAUGUAGUCAAAGGCAAGUGCAAUAAUUCCUCCCCAAAUGACAUUUCCUUUAUAUGAAUUUGGAAUAUGUACUAAUUAACUUCUGUAAACACCUUUGGGAUAACCGUGAGAAUUUCACUUCUAUUAUAUAUCAAUCAGAAAUCGGUCCUGUUAGAGAUGAUUUUAAAAUGAGAAAUUAGGAAUGGAAUCAGAAAGUGAUUUGUUUCUUUAUCAUGUUUUAUAGUGAAUAUAAAAACAUAUUUUUAAGAAUAUAUUUAUAAGAGCUCUCAGGUUCACACAAACCUAGUUUAGCAUAAGAAUUUUUCAGUACUGGGAUCCCUGGGUGGCGCAGCGGUUUGGCACCUGCCUUUGGCCCAGGAUCGAAUCCCACGUUGGGCUCCCGGUGCAUGGAGCCUGCUUCUCCCUCUGCCUGUGUCUCUGCCUCUCUCUCUCUCUCUCUCUCUCUCUCUCUUUCUCUCUCUCUCUCUCUCUCUCUCUGUGACUAUCAUAAAUAAAUAAAUAAAAAUUUUAAAAAAAAAUAAGAAUUUUUCAGUACUGAGCCACCUGGGUGGCUUAGUGGGGUAAGGUUAAGCAUCUGAUUCAUAAGGGGUUCUGAGAUCAAGCCCUGCAUGGAGCUUUGUGCUCAGUGGGAAGUCUGCUUGAGAAUUUUCUUUCUCUCCUUCUGCCCCUCCUCCUGCUCAUGCUUGCACUCUAUCUCUCUCUUUUUCUGUGUCAAAUAAAUUUUUAAAAAUCUUUUUUAAAAAAAAGAAUUUUUUAGCACUGAGCCACUUUAUUGGUACUGGACCAGUAUAUUUGUUUUAGUAACUUCUACGACUUUGUAUAUUCAUAUUUUAGCUCCUAGUAUCUUCAGAUAUCUCAUGAGCAUUCAUAAUUAAAAUUUAUCAUAAGUUCUAUGAAGAAUAUUAGCUUGGCAGAACAAGGAUGAAGGUCUUGUUACCUUCAGGAAAAUAGUAUCAGAGUAUUAUUUUCUGUGUUAAAAGAAUUGUUUAAAAUAGGAUUAUCCAUUUGAUUUUUUUUUUUACUUAGAAUUCCUUUAGUUUAUGAGUAAGCACAUGGUUCACUUUAAAAAAUAUUUAGUCUAAGAUUCAAAGCAAUUAAAUUUCUUUGUAGGUCUUUAAAAUGGUGAUAUUUCAUUUCUUGAGAAUAUCUCAUUUAUUUUACUUAUAUUUCUAUCAUAUUUUUAUUAAUAUUUAUGAAAGAAGACAGUAGCUUCAGUAGUUACUCCAAAUACUUUUGUGCUAUUAAUACAAUUUUUUUUCAAAAAACAAUUAUUUAAUGGAAACAUGAAGAUGGAAGCCAUUUUCUUUUACUCCUUUAAGGAACUGAAUUUUUCGUCUCAUAUUUUUGUUUUUUCUUUUCCUACUUUUCAUAUUUUAUAGCUCAUUAUCUAAAUUUAUGAAGACAUAGUAUUUUAGGAAUAGGUUAAAUUAGGAUCUUACACAGCCUUUGGCCAAAGUGGUAACUUGACUUGAAAUUCCUAGAUUGUUUAAAAUUAGGUUUAAUAUUUAUUUGCAUGCCCAGUCUUAGGCCUAAUAUUAUCAUAUGCUAUGGUGAAUUCAGAGUUGUAGAGCUGUGGGUCUUGUGUGAUUUGUGUAUCUAAAGUCUACAAAAUCAAGUUCAGUGAAGUACUGAUUUAAUGCAUUGAAAAGUUAACAGCAUCAUAUUUAGUUGUUCCUGUCUUGCCUCAGGUUUAUUUUUAUUGCGUUCUCAACUUUAGAGUAAAUGGGAAAUUAUUUUCAUUUAAAUGAUUCAUAUAAUUGAAUGUUAGUUAGUAAUGUUUAAUAAUAAUUUAAAAUAAAAGUGGAUGUGUUAAAUUGA
Nyctereutes procyonoides (raccoon dog) is the source of this 7344-nucleotide messenger RNA. It is a transcript of the gene POLK, whose product is annotated as DNA polymerase kappa. The transcript is spliced from 13 exons. Gene Ontology annotation, biological process: error-prone translesion synthesis. Gene Ontology annotation, molecular function: damaged DNA binding; DNA-directed DNA polymerase activity. The coding region runs from base 3089 to 5434 and encodes 781 amino acids. Lineage: Eukaryota; Metazoa; Chordata; Mammalia; Carnivora; Canidae. Gene Ontology annotation, cellular component: nucleus. The record is from RefSeq and is a predicted model, not a curated record.